Coregonus sp. 'balchen' is the source of this 3154-nucleotide messenger RNA. NCBI's taxonomy places the organism in Eukaryota, Metazoa, Chordata, Actinopteri, Salmoniformes, Salmonidae. The record is from the annotation of a GenBank genome assembly.
CGCCGAUUUGGGCCUCUCUCUUCCUCUUCCUUUCUGCUAAGACGCAAUUGUAUACAUCUCUAGAACUAAAUGGGGAAACACAUCAACACCUGUUUGGUCAGAAUAUUUGACGGUGAUCAAUCGGAAGCAGGGGACGCAAUUGAAUAGAUCUCUAGAAGUAAAUGGGGAAACACAUCAGGACCGGUUUGGUCAGAAUAUUUGACGGUGAUCAAUCGGAAGCGGGGAACCGGUGGGACAGGUAGGUCUUGCAGGUAGCCUAACAAAAAGCCUGCUCCGCAACUAUGUUAUAUUCACUUGUUGCACUUCCACGAGCGGGAGAUUGAGUCCGGACACCAACGACCGGGCAAAAAACAUAAUGUUACCUUUACUAGUUGCAGGUGGUGUUGUAGUUGCACUGUAUGUUCUCCUUGUUAAAACUAUUUUCAAAAGCUCCAGAUUUAAAGGAAAUGCAGCGAUGGCAGGGAAGACUGUAAUACUAACAGGUUCGUUUGUUAUCCUUUAAACAUGUUUGACUGCAUUGUAAGCCUGAUAAAAUUGUUGGACAUUUUCUUAAAUAAUACAUUCAUUGGUGUCAUCUGUGUUGUCUGUCUCAUGCAGCCUAUGAUAUUUAUCUAAUUUGGGGUUUCAAUCAGGUUUGUUUUGCCUCUGGAACUCCGAAUUUUAUUUUGUUAUUUUUAUGUGCCCUGAGUCAAUGUCUUGUUCUCCCUAUAGGUGGCAACACUGGCAUUGGGAAAGCCACUGCUCUGGAGCUUGCCAGGAGGGGUGCAAGAGUAAUCAUGGCAUGCCGCAACCAAGAGAAAGCUGAACUUGCUAUAAGUGAUAUAAAAAGGGUACAAGAAUCUUAUGAAAAUCAAUCAUUCCACAUUUGUAUUCGAAUAUUCAUUAGUGAGAUGUAUCAUUUGAACAUUGUAUGCCUGUAAAUAUCAGACCUGGGUUCAAAUACUAUUUAGGGUAUUUCAAUUACUUUCAAAGACAUUUGGAAGUAAGUAUUUCGAUUUUUCUAUUUUGAAUAUUGGAAUGUAUUUGGAAAUAUACUGAGAAAGUACUUUAAAAUACACAAAUAAACUGAUUCAAAUACACUCCCAUGAAUUUAACCCAAGUAUUUGAAAAGAAUAUUAGAAAUAAUUCUUUGAAAAUAUUUUCAAAUAGUAGGCUAUUUAUAGGAAAUAAAUAGGAAAAUAUUUGAUUUGGGCCACAUUAUUAGAAAAUAUUUAAAUACAAUAAAAUACGUAUUUAAAUCAAAAAUACUCAAAUGCACAUGUAUUUGAACCCAGGUCUGGUAAAUAUAGGCCUAACAAAUUGUGAUUUGUAUUUCAGGAGACAGGCAGCACUGAUGUGGUGUACAUGCAGUUGGACCUGGGGAGCCUUCAGGCAGUGCGUUCUUUCACUGAGACCUUCCUGAAGACAGAGGCUAGCCUGGAUCUGCUCAUUAAUAAUGCCGGUUAGUGGUCACGUACUUUUUUCUCUUAAUUGUAUUCAAAAGAAAACAUGAGUAGAAAAAAGCUAUUGAACCAUCUGUGAUCUCUCCCUCAGGUCUGGUGGCGGAUGGGCGCACUGCUGAUGGCUUUGGUAUUGAGUUUGGGGUCAACCACCUUGGCCACUUCCUGCUGACCUGUCUGUUGCUGGACCGCCUGAAGGAGGGCACUGGGGGCCGUGUAGUCACACUGGGAUCCAUGGCCUAUCGCUGGGGCAACAUCGACUUUGAUGCCCUUAUCACUAAUAAACACCUGGGCACUGGGAGGUACAGCUGGCAGUUCUUUCACGCGUACUGCAACAGCAAACUGUGCAAUGUUCUCUUCAACCACGAGCUGGCCAAGAGACUGAAGGGUACCAAUGUCACUUGCUACAGUGUUCACCCAGGUUGGUCAUUUCCUUCAAGAUUAUUAUAUGGUAGAUCUGUCACUAUGAACCACAAUGAGUCCUGAUACACGCUACAAGUCCUGGGAUACAUACUAAGGGUGUUCAUUUUCCUGUGUUGGAUCAUUGAAAGUUCACCUGUAUUAUUUUUCUUAUCCUAUUAUGUUUUCCCCCCUAUAGGAGUAGUGAAAACAGAGCUAUCCCGAAACUGCAGCCUGUGGCAGAGAUUCAUCAUCGAGCCAAUAGCUAGACUGUUGUUCCUGGAUCCAGAAUCCGGUGCCCAGACCACUCUCCACUGUGCCCUCCAGGAGGGUAUCGAGCCUCUGAGUGGACGCUACUUCUUCUGCUGUGCACCGCAGGAAGUGGUUCCCAAAGGCAAAGACGACGCUGUGGCCAAGAAGUUGUGGGAAGUUAGUGAACGGCUGAGCGGUCUGUUUUAGGAAAAGGGGGCAAUGUUACACACUGUGUAAAAGACUGCUUACACUGCUUUUGAUUUGGUGGUUUUUAGAUCUGGGGGAAAAACGCUAAUUGAACACUCAUCAAAAUGGAUCAAUGUGACAAGAAACUGCUCAUACAUUAGCUGAUCUCCUCUUUCACUACACCAUGCAUGUUGGUGACAUCCUGUUUGUGGUGUGUCUUGUAUUGACGAUAAUCAGUGUGCAGUAAGUGUGCCUGUGACAGUUAAAGGUCCAAAGACUUAGGAAGCUCUUGUAGAAACUGUUUGACUUAUUAUAAUAAAAAGAUUCCAAGUGAUUGAUUUCCUUAGGCUUUGCCUUAUUGUUGCCAUCACUGUAAUUUCAAAUAGAAUAGAGCUCUCUAUCGGAUAUGAAAUGGUGACUAAUUCCAGCAUGUAACCAAACUAGUGAUUGUAUUGGGCCUAUGCAUGUAGUGUAAUUAGACUGCAUACACUACCUUGUACAACUUUGAUUGAAGCUUCCGUAGUGGGCUCAUGGUCUCGUAAUGAGGCCUUGCCUGAGACUUCAAAAUCAGUCACCCUCGGCCCCAGAGGGGGUCUAAUGGUCAAGACGUUGGGUUAUUUCCUGUUGGACACUACCGUGCCACAGCAUUCCUUGACACCAGAGGCAUUUGCUUGGGUGUGACGAAGUGGCUGGUGCACAGAAAGAACAUCCUUCACACACCCGUCAACUUAAUCUUUGCAUGAGACUGUAUAUUAGCAGUCACACCGGUCGCACCGGUUUCUCAGAACAGCUCUGAACCUUGGCCUCGUUGUCUCCAAGUGCUCUCAUCACUUAAAAACGACUCAACAAUGUGGUUUAAGCAACUGCUGCAACAGGGC